AUUGACAGAUGACAUGAUGUAAUACACUUGUGUAUAGUAUAAUCAGCUUGUAAUCUUGUAAUCAUCUCCUUAUAAUAAAAUUUAUAAAAUAAUUGCAAAUAUCUUAAAUUGAAAUGUCAUUCACCAGUUUGUAAUAUAUUUGCUAAUGUUUAAAUAAUUAUGAAAAAGGAUAUUAGGAUAUUUUAUAACUGUUCUUAAAAGUUACAGUUUUUAUAUUUUUCUAAAAAUGUCUAAUUCCGAUGUAUACAACGACCUAACUUUGUACAUUACUCCUGAGAAAUUUUAUAUAGAACCAAAAACUAGUGAUGAAUUGUUAGUAAUUGAUCGUGGAUCGGAAGCUGUAACUGUACAUCGAAACACGGGUCAAAUUCCGGCAGCUAAUAGUAACAAAGACUUUUGCGGGCUUCUCGGAUCUAUUAAUUUGUUGGCUGGAAGAUAUUUAAUUAUAGCAACACAGAGAGAUUUGAUUGGGUAUAUAGGUGGUCAUCCAAUAUGGAAGCUAGUUAAAACUGAACUGAUACCAUAUUGUCGCAGUAUGCUUCAUUUGACCAAUGAAAAGUUAGCUGACAAUAAUACUUAUGUGAAUAUGGUAGAAAAUGUGUUAGCAACUCCAAGUUUUUAUUUCAGCUAUAGUUAUGAUAUUACUCAUUCCAUUCAGAGGUUGCAUGAUCUUACACCUGAUUUUUGGCAACAAUCCAUGUUACAAAGGGCUGAUAAUAGGUUUGUUUGGAACAGAUAUCUUUUAGAACAAUUUAAGGAGACAAAUGCUAAAAGGUUUUCCCUUCCUUUAUUACAUGGAUUUGUUUCAAUUAACCAAUGUGUCAUAAAUGGUCGUAAUUUUACUUGGGCAAUUAUAUCUAGGAGAAGUAUUUAUAGAGCUGGAACAAGAUGGUUUAGAAGAGGCAUAGAUAAGGAUGGGAAUGUAGCUAAUUUUGUUGAGACAGAACAAAUUGUUGAGUCUAGUGAAGGUGAUAGAGCUAGUUUUGUACAGAUAAGAGGUUCAAUACCACUCUUUUGGUAUCAAAAGCCAGAUUUGCGGUACAAACCAAGCAUAACUUUGGACUUGGGAGUGGAUGUUCAAGAUCAACAAGCUGCUUGCUUAAGACAUCUAGAAACCACAGCAGGUAUAUAUGGCAGACAGGUCAUGAUAGAUUUGGUUGAUCAAGUGGGCUCUGAAGGUCGAUUGGAGAAGGCAUUUAAGGACACCAUAAGCUAUUUAUCUCAUCCGUCAGUUCGUUACGAACCAUUUGACUUCCACGCCGAAUGUCGAAAAAUGAAAUGGCACAGACUAUCCAUAUUGACAGAUAGAGUUGCUUUAGAUCAGGAUGAUAUGAGUUAUUUCCUAAUUCUUUCUGAUGGAACAUUUUCUUCUUUGCAAGAAGGGGUGUUCCGAACAAAUUGCAUUGACUGUUUGGAUAGAACCAAUGUUGUUCAGAGCAUGUUGGCUCAUAGGAACUUAGAGAUUGUAUUGAGGAAAUUUACGAUCUUGAGCUAUGAUCAGAAGUUAGAAGAUCAUCGGACUUUUGAGUCAUUGUUUAAGAACGUAUGGGCUGAUCAUGCUGAUUUGAUUAGUAUACAGUAUUCAGGCACUGGGGCUUUAAAAACGGAUUUUACCAGAACCGGUAAAAGGACGAAAUCGGGCAUGAUCCAAGAUGGUAUCAACUCGCUGAUCCGGUAUUACAAGAACAACUUUAACGACGGCUCCAGACAAGACUCUAUAGAUUUGUUUCUGGGUAAUGGAAAGGUGGUAUCUCCUUUGGCCCCACCCCCUGGUUGGAGAUACAUUACCUUCCCUUCUGUUUUGCUAGUGGCCACAGCAAUGUUUGUCGCUUCUGUCAUAUUCCCCGCCGAGUACUCCAGUGAGUGCCUGUUGUACCUAAUGUUUUGGGGCGGCAUGAUGGCUUCCACAACUUACUAUAUAUUCCAAUAUGGCGUCGAAUUUGUUGACAGGCCUAAGUUGACGCCUACGUAAUUGUCUAUACAAGUAAAUCAAUAUUUAUCUUUUUUAGUAGCGGAUUAUAGUAAAAUAAAGUGUUGCCCAUUGGCUCUGUAUCGGGUAAGCUAGCUUGUAGCUUUUUUCGGAUACACGUAAAAUAAAAAUGUAUUUUAAGUAACUAAAAUUUUUACUCUUUAUAAAAGUCUCAGCGAACUCUUCAGCCACCUGCUGCAAAAAAUAAAAAAUACAACUUCAAUAAUUUAAUUAAAAUUUUUAUUACGUUUAAAAUUUAAUUAUAAAAAACUGUUUGAUACAGACACUUGGGUAACACUAUAAAGAAAAAUCAUAGCUUCGUCUUAUUUACUGGAAAUUAAUUGGUUUAGGUGUUUAACAAUUUGUCUAUUUUAAUUGUAAAAAAAGAUACUAAUUCGUUUUAGAAUAUCAUUUUAUUCUGUAUACCUCACAAUAUUUAAUUCAAACUUUACAUUAUAUGGUUAAGUUGUAACUGUUAA
Molecule: messenger RNA, 2448 nt
Organism: Sitophilus oryzae (rice weevil)
Lineage: Eukaryota; Metazoa; Arthropoda; Insecta; Coleoptera; Curculionidae
Product: phosphatidylinositide phosphatase SAC1
Exons: 7
Coding region: 227-1972 (581 amino acids)
Biological process (GO): phosphatidylinositol dephosphorylation
Cellular component (GO): endoplasmic reticulum
Molecular function (GO): phosphatidylinositol-4-phosphate phosphatase activity
Source: RefSeq, a predicted model, not a curated record